AUGCCAAUGCCCUACCCUCUCCAGCUCGACAUCCCGAAAUACCAUCCGGCGUUCACGCCAGGUGCUAGUUCGGUAGCGGGCGACUCGCUGUUCGAUAUCCGGCUCCCUCCCGCGCCGCCGCACCACCCAACGCCCGCGCUGUCUGCCGUGCCGGCCGGCUCGCCCGCGCAUUCCGUCUUGUCCGCGGGCUCGUCUGGCUCUCCGACCGACGCGGGGCAGCACUCGCCUCGCUCGCCGGCCGGGCGCCAGCCGAGCCACAGUUCGGUCGACGAGGCGGGCGCGAUUCAUAGCGAGCCUCAUCAGAACGCGCGCGUCUUCCGUGAUCUGCCCCCGUCCGCUUCCGCCGCUGCCGCCGCCGACAGCCGCUACCUAUAUUCCUCCCCGUCCUACGACCACCUCGCAAACUCCCCCAUGAACCCGCCCCGCGACCCGUAUCUCCCCCACGACGCAUAUGCAGACCACCGCCGCAUGUCCGACCCCGCCAUCCCCGGCGGCUACAAUAACCGGCCCGCCUUCCCCCCACUCAACAUCUCCCGCUCGCACUCCAACUCCGCCUUUUACGACCACGACCCCUACGCGCCCACAUCAGCUGGCCUUGACCACCAGCCCAUCUCGCCCCUCCACUCAGACUUUGCCACUGGCGCCAUGCCCUACCCCCACUCUGCUACAGACACCUACGGGCCCUCCCCGCCAGGCUCAGCCCAGUCUGCCACCUCCCCCUCCAUGGCGCGCCACGACGAUGGCUCGGACAGUCGCAAGCAGUACUCCUUCGUCGCCCUCCCAGGGAACACGAUCAAGAAGCGCCCGCGCCGCCGCUAUGACGAAAUAGAGCGCCUCUACCAGUGCUCCUGGAAGGAGUGCACCAAGGCAUACGGCACCCUCAACCAUCUCAACGCGCAUGUCACCAUGCAGAAGCACGGUCCGAAGCGUAGCCCAGCGGAGUUCAAGGAGAUGCGCAAGAAAUGGCGCCAGCAGAAGAAGGAGGCGGAGGCGGCUGCGAACGCGCGGCAGCGCCGCAUGGCCAUACAGCCCGACUACCCUGCCACCAACGCCUAUGGGCUGGACAACCACCGCGGCUACGAAGGCCAUCGCGUCGGUGGGUACGAUCGCGGCUACGACCACCGCGGUUUCGACGACCGGUACGACGAGUCCCGCAGCGCCUACGCGCCCAUGGGCGCCUUCGCAGGCUCCAGCGGCGGCAGCUUCGGCUUCGACGCCGUCCCGCGCUUCCAGAACGAGAGCGACGAGCGCCACAGGUGGUCGCGGGCCGAGCAAUCGUACCGUGGCGACGGGUACCUGUCCACCACCGCCGGCAUGGGUAUGGGCAUGGGUCUUGGAGGGCUCUCCUCCGCUGGCAUGUCGCCGUCAGGCCUCUCGCCGUCGGGCCUUUCUCAAUCAGCGGGCCUUUCGUCCAACAUGGCGUCGUCGUCUGGCCUCAUGCAGUCGUCUGGCCUAUCGCACGCGUCAGGCCUCUCACCGUCCAUGGGCCGCAUGUCGGACACCUCGCUUCUCGGGUACGGCCUACCGCCGCUACCCAACGACAAUUCGCGCUAUCUGGACGACCCCAGGCGUCCGAGUACCGGCCGAUCUAGCGCGCAGGGCAGUGGUGACGAAUACCACUGA
Schizophyllum commune H4-8 is the source of this 1623-nucleotide messenger RNA. RefSeq lists its product as uncharacterized. Bases 1 to 1623 code for a protein of 540 amino acids. Gene Ontology annotation, biological process: regulation of DNA-templated transcription. The record is from RefSeq and is a predicted model, not a curated record. NCBI's taxonomy places the organism in Eukaryota, Fungi, Basidiomycota, Agaricomycetes, Agaricales, Schizophyllaceae. The transcript is spliced from 2 exons.